Messenger RNA from Periconia digitata, 1602 nucleotides. The record is from the annotation of a GenBank genome assembly. Lineage: Eukaryota; Fungi; Ascomycota; Dothideomycetes; Pleosporales; Periconiaceae.
CCCUCGAUGAUGCAAGUGAAGAUCCCCCGGGCGUUUGGCAGUGCAAAAAAUCAGAGACCCAGUCAUGCGUUUUAUGUAUGAGAUCAUAGAGUCGGGGUAGUCUUGGUCGAUGUGCACGGGAAUAUUGAAUGGAAAAUGCUUUGAGUAAUGGAUACGAGUUCCAAGGAUGACGCGCUGGAGCAUUAGUGCUGCUGUAAUUGACUCGACGAUGUCCCAAGAACCAGCACACACAGCUGCAUGUGCUCGAGGGCCUGAGGCAGUCUGGAAUGAAGACGAUAUGCAAAUUGCGACCUGGGGCCGGUGAAACGAAGACGAGUAUCACAACGAGGCUCUUCUCUCGUGCUUGGGAGACGGUUGGUGACAUUUCAACAAGGCUUAGUGGCGCCAAGUCUUCUUCUUUGGGCUUAGACCACUCCGCCUGCAUGGGCUGUGCUGUCUUAUGACGGCUCGUUUGCCUCCCUGCCUCGCUUUGUUGCCCAAGGAUUUAUUAUAAAGACAUGACGGCCUUAUUCCCAGCCCGCCGAUACCCCUCUUGCAUCACCUUUAAAUUCACAACAUCAUCGGCUACGAAGGCACCCCAAUAAGCCUUUUGUACACACAUUUUCUUUACAGACAAUUCAUCUCUCGUCUCCUGUCGCCUAAAACAAUCUCAAUCCCUCGUACAACCUAUCACACAUCGCUAUGAAGUUCUCAAGUUUGGCCACUUAUCUAGCCAUCGGCAGCAACUUGGUACACACAGCUUCGAUACCGGAUGCCAAUGCUCUAUCAAUCGCGCAAUCUGAUGCCAUCACCCCACGCUCGGAGAUCCUUUCUCCCAACAAUGCUUUGGAGAAACGCAAGGGUGGCGGUGGUGGUAAGGGAGGCGGUGGUGGAUCAUCAAGCGGAGGCAAAACAUCCGGCAGUUCAAGCGGAGGCUCUUCAUCACGCCCGUCGAGUUCAAACAGUGGCUCAGGUGGAACUCGCGCAGGUGGACUCAAUGGCGGCGUGACCGGAGCAGGCUCUGGACCAGCUCGUUCCUAUGGCAAAGGUCACUAUGGUGGUGGUGCGUCCGUUCCCUUCAAGGCAGGCAGCCCCAAUGGCAAGAGCAGGACUCCCGGUCCUCUCCUCGGUGCCGGCGCAGCUGCAGCCAUCAUGCCGGGGAUAUGGGUAGCUGGCGCAUAUCCCUACGCCUUCAACAAUCACUACCGCUUCCAUAAUUCGACGCGCCGGAACAAUACGAGGAACAGCACAACUUCCCAGAAUAAGGCCAGGUUCCUCACCCGUUUGAUCCUGCGUCAGACUCAACAAGAUGGCCAGGAAGAAGACCUGCCCGUUGUCUGCCUGUGCGCCAACAAUGCCGUCUGCGGAUGCGAAGAGAAUGAGGAGCAGGAAUACUUGAACGAUCUCGUUGGCGAUGGCAGUUACGACAAACUCAACAAGACGCUUGUCACUGUUGGCGACUACGAAAACGAAAAACACUUGAUCAUCAAUGGCACGCUUCCAGAAGGUACGACGGCUCCUGGUGCUGAUGAUUCUGCUGCUGCUGCAUUGAUGCCUUUUGGCCCUUACUCCGGGUACUGGGCCAUGAUCCUCAUUGUAGCAUCCACAGUAUCGCUCAUGUAA